Molecule: messenger RNA, 2502 nt
Organism: Lates calcarifer (barramundi perch)
Lineage: Eukaryota; Metazoa; Chordata; Actinopteri; Centropomidae
Product: circadian-associated transcriptional repressor
Exons: 4
Biological process (GO): negative regulation of DNA-templated transcription; circadian regulation of gene expression
Cellular component (GO): nucleus
Molecular function (GO): RNA polymerase II cis-regulatory region sequence-specific DNA binding
Source: RefSeq, a predicted model, not a curated record
UGCACGGAGCUGCAGUGCUACAUCCAGCCUCUGUCGUCUAUCCUGCGGGGCCUGAGAUCAGGCAGGUACUCUGAACGUCUCAGCAGUUUCCAAGAGAGCGUCGCAAUGGACCGUAUCCAGAGAAUACUGGGGGUCCUUCAGAAUCCACUAAUGGGUGGACGUUUCCUCAACAUUAUCCUGAAAAUAGAAGAAAUGCUUCAAACUUGGUUUCCUCAUAUCAAACCAGAUCUGCCCCAGACAGACAGCAGCACUCCAGCUAAGAAGCAGAAGCAUCAUAGCCGUGCCUCCCCUCCUCCACCCUGUCCAGCGUCUCUCUGCUCCUCAGACGUGGAGCCGGCGGCCUCUCAUUUCUCCUCUCACCUCAAAUGGCUUCACAUCGACUCCUUGAAAACUCCCGAAUCAACGUUCGGCCAGCCCACCGCCUCCGCCGCCUCCCCUGCACCCUCUCGCUGCAGCCAGGAAGUGACCCAAGACAACGCCGUCUCCUCCAGCACUGACUCGCACACCCUGCGCCGCCUCAGUGCUAACCCCCGCCCGAGACAGGAGCCGCUGCCCUUCAAGAUCAGCUCACCGUGUCUGGAGAGACUCCUGCAGGCGAAGGACAGCAUCAUCACUCCCAGGACUGUGGGAAACGGAGGUUGGUUGUCGUAGCUUCCCCACAGAGGACAGUUAAUGGGCUGUGGGGAAAUCAGUGGCUGAUCUGAGGACAGAUCUGUGUGAGACAGGAUGUCCUCAUUCAUUCCACAGAGCCUGAAAAUACUAAAAGGCCUUAAAACAAAGCAUGUUUCAAAAUCUUUUUUUUUUUUUUUUUUUUUUAAAUCUACAGCUGAGAUGAGAGUGACACCAAAAUACCAGAUGGCUUUUUGGUUUAAGUGAGUGCUGACUGUGGUCGCCUGUGAGAGGAAAUGUGGAGCUCUAGGCUGAGUUUUAGUGAAAAAAACUUGUAGUUUGACUUGGACGGAUGUCAUCCGCAAAUGAGUCCAAAGGUUAAAACAAUGUUGGCAGAGGGAGAUUCAUACUGAGAUAGAUUCCCUCAACACAAGAUUGAACAAAUAAGGCAGCAACUCUGAGCUCGUCUGAAAACACAGACAUGAUCAUAUUUAUGGAGCAAAAAUAUGAAUGAAUGCACAUUACAUUUGACAAAAUGGAGACUUCUUGGUUGUCAUUCCUGAAUACUUUGACUGUUACCUUGUUUGCUUCUCUUUAGAUUCUCUGAUGAUUCCUCUACCUCAUGCUGAUACCAUGUCACAGUCUGACCGAGUCAGAGACGACUUGUGAAGCGUUGUUGUUAAAAAAAAAAAACAUCUCAAACUUUAAAUUAUUUUUUACAGGCCCAAAAUAUAUCACAACAUGUAUCCAAAGUCUUUUUUAUUAUAAUUUUCUUCAAAUUAUUAACUUAAACAACAGCAUGUGAUAUAACAGCCACUGAAAGUUGACUACGAUAGUACUGAAUUUGUCGCCCAGCCUCUACUCAGUCUUUACAUCCUGGAGAGGUUUUAAAUGGUUUUAUCAGCCCUGGUAGUUUGUUGAAUGAUGAGAUCCCUAAAAUACCCAGGAACUGGGUAAGUUGGCAGAUUUUGUUUUUUGUCUUUUCCACCCUGCAUGUUUCUGAGUUUCAGGCUGGUGAACGUUAAGGACUUCCAAAUUUGGUCGUGAGCGAUGACAGUGUCUGUAAAAGUUUCAGUUUCAACACUGAUGUGAAACAGAACGAUCACAGGGACCCCAGAGGAAAUGCAGAAACCAGAAUCGCCACAGUUUAAAGACAGGUUUGGCUUUUUUUUCAAGUUUAUCUUAAAACUAGACUUCUAAAACCAAGACACAAAAGUCCACAGUCACGUGUUGCAAGCUCGUCUGCACAGGAAGAGUUAAAGCCGCGUUUUUCAGUCAUCUUGUGCAUCUGACCAAACAGAUUUGCUCCUAUGCCGAGAAAUGUUUGUUACUGCUCUCAGUACUGAGUCAAUAGCUCUGUGUUUAAAUACUGUGGUAGACUACCGACACCUUUCUGAGUGUGACGUACAAAUCGUGACAUGGGGUGGUCAUAUGAUUUCUGGUGUGCUGAAACAGCUUGCUGCGAUAACUUCAAACAUGCACAACUAAAGUGACGGUGUGAAGACUGACCACUGCCAGAACAUGGGUGACCUACACUCACCACUGUACCUGAAUGCACCUUGUGUAGAUGCAGACUGAGGAAUGAAGCAGCUGCCGGCAUCGUGCUUUCACUGCUCAGCCUGUUGGAGACGCUGUUAGGUCUAAUUAGAAUUUUUUAAAAGUGACACCAACUAACAGUGAGCAGUAAAUCAACGUACGUGACACAAGUAAAACUGCAAACCUGUCCUUUAACCAACAGCUUCUUGCCAACACGAUCAGACAGCGUGAACGUACUGCUUUGACAUGUACAUAGUUUGUUUUUUUUUCCACUAUUUACCCCCCCCUAAAAUAAUAUGGCCUUUGUGCUAUUUUGUACUUCUGAAAUAAAUGUGAUAUCUGCUUUCUGAAAGGAAA